AUGGGUAGGAGAUUUGGUAGGUUGAAGAGAAUGGUGAGGCAACAAAGAGGAAAGCUGAAACUUGCCCUCAAUGAAAAUGCCAAAGCUCCGAUCGUGGCAAAGGUGUUCAAGGAUGGUUCGAGAGCAGAGAACGCGUUUGUAUAUCAUUUGGAGGUGUACAGUGAUUCUCCUACGCUGGGAUGA
Dovyalis caffra is the source of this 183-nucleotide messenger RNA. The record is from the annotation of a GenBank genome assembly. NCBI's taxonomy places the organism in Eukaryota, Viridiplantae, Streptophyta, Magnoliopsida, Malpighiales, Salicaceae.